CAGGCGAUGUAUGGCAUGAAGCUCUCUCUGCGAUCGUUCUCCAAAUACGUUCCACCAGAUGUUGUGCAGAUCUUGGUAGAGACAGGAGCAGAAGCCGAGCUAGGAGGCGUCAAGCGAGAGCUGACUAUAUUCUUCAGCGACAUUGUGGACUUUACGGAUAUUACGGAAACCUUAGAACUGGACGAAUUGGUGGAACUGCUCAGUGAGUACUUGCAGGUGCGACUCGUUGAGUGA
Messenger RNA from Sphaeroforma arctica JP610, 234 nucleotides. RefSeq lists its product as hypothetical. The transcript is spliced from 2 exons. Gene Ontology annotation, biological process: cyclic nucleotide biosynthetic process; intracellular signal transduction. Lineage: Eukaryota; Ichthyosporea; Ichthyophonida. Bases 7 to 234 code for a protein of 75 amino acids. The record is from RefSeq and is a predicted model, not a curated record.